UAAAGGUGAUGCCAGACCCUCCACCAAAGGAAACUGCUUCGGUGAAAAGAAGUUCUAAUCCUCGUAUUCCAUCUCAGAACUCAGACACAGAGCAGCAAUUCCCUACAGGUAGUGAAGGAAAAGUACCUCCAGUUCAACCCUCAGAGAAAGGACCAGCAAAGAAAGAUGAAAAUAAAGUAGAUGGAAUGAAUGUCCAAAAGUCCAAACUGGGAACUCGGGCCAUGGUCCAGGAGAUGGAGGGAACAAAGACAGCUGGAAGGAGUCAGACAGGAAAGAUGGCAAAAAAGAUCAAGUCUGCAGAUCUGCACCUGAGCGAAAGAAACCUGAGGAAAAUCCAGCCUCCAAGUUCAGUUCUGCAAGCAAGUGUGCUGCUGUCUCUGUUGAUGGUGAAGAUGAAAAGGAAGGAGCACAUUACACCAAAUAGACCUCCUGUACUUUCUCCUAGUCUCUCUCCACCCUGGAGCGUUCAAGAGCAAAGCAAACCUCUAUCCAGACAAGACAAAAUAACAUCACCACCUCCUGGGGGAGGAAAAAAUCAGGGUCAAGUUCUGAUCAAAUAG
Messenger RNA from Macaca mulatta (Rhesus monkey), 560 nucleotides. The record is from RefSeq and is a predicted model, not a curated record. NCBI's taxonomy places the organism in Eukaryota, Metazoa, Chordata, Mammalia, Primates, Cercopithecidae.